AGGAGGCGGAUGAAGUCGCACGUCAGACAGUCGCAAGAGUUUUUUGUUCAAGAGUUAAGAAUGACAGCUCCAUUCUUCUUGUAAAUAGAUACUUUCUUUGUAAUCAUGAGCAGCCCUUCCCGGAGUUUGGGCGACCAGAAGGGCCUCAACGAGAGCCCCGCUCACAAACCCGACACGCCGCGCUUCAGGAGCUGGAGUAGUCUCCGUUUCUCCCGAUGGCGGAGCAACUCCCAGAAGGCUAGCUGUCCCGGGACGCCCUCCGCCAAGGUGGACAAGCGAAGCGACGUGAGUCAGACGCUCUUCUCGUUGGUGAAGACCCAUAACGAUGACUACACCGCUGACCCCGACGGCCUGCUGGCCCUAAACGGGGGGGACGAAGACGACGGUGAGGAAGCGCCGUUGGACCAGUCCACGUUCUUCCAAAAGCAGUUCGGAGCCAUGCUGCAGCCCGGCGUCAACAAGUUCUCCUUGCGGAUGUUCGGCAGCCACAAGGGUGUCGCUGCAGAGCAGGCCAGGGUCAGGUCUUUUGGGGUGUGGAUCAUCCAUCCUUACAGUGACUUCAGGUUCUACUGGGACCUCUUGAUGCUCAUUCUAAUGAUGAGCAACCUAGUAAUCUUGCCCUGGGGCAUCACCUUCUUCGAGGACCAGAACACUAUCCCGUGGAUCACCUUCAAUAUGUUAUCCGACACGCUUUUCCUCAUGGACCUGGUCUUCAACUUCCGCACGGGCAUCCAGGGCGAGGAUAGCCACAUUGUGCUGGACCCCAAGUGCAUCCGCCUGCACUACUUGCGCUCCUGGUUCUUAGUGGACUUCAUCUCGUCCAUCCCGGUGGACUACAUCUUCUUGGUGGUGGACCUGGAGUCUUUUCAGGACUCUACGGACGUGUACCGGACUGCCCGGGCGCUGCGAAUCGUGCGAUUCACCAAGAUUCUCAGCCUGCUGCGACUCUUGCGCUUAUCCCGCCUCAUUCGCUACAUCCACCAGUGGGAGGAGAUGUUCAACAUGACGUACGACCUAGCCAGCGCGGUGGUACGCAUCGUCAACUUGAUCGGAAUGAUGCUACUGCUGUGCCACUGGGACGGCUGCUUGACCUUCAUGGUCCCAAUGCUGCAAGACUUCCCCGCAGACUGCUGGGUGUCUAAAAACAACAUGGUGAAUGCCACAUGGCACAUCCAGUACUCGUACGCUCUGUUCAUGGCCAUGAGCCACAUGCUAUGCAUCGGGUACGGCGCCCACCCUCCGGAGGGCAUGAGCGACGUGUGGCUCACCAUGAUUAGUAUGGUGGUUGGCGCCACCUGCUACGCCAUGUUCCUAGGCCACGCCACCAACCUGGUGCAGUCUUUGGAUGCCUCGCACCGCCAGUAUCAGGAGAAGUACAAGCAAGUAGAGCAGUACAUGUCCUUCCACAAGCUGCCUUCAGAUGUCAGACAGAGGAUCCAUGACUAUUAUGAGCAGAGAUUCCAAGGCAAGAUGUUUGAUGAGGACAGCAUUCUGGGAGAGCUGAGUGAUCCUUUGAAAGAGGAAAUAGUCAGCUACAACUGCCGCGGUCUGGUAGCCAACAUGCCCCUCUUCGCAAACACCGACCCCCACUUCGUGACCGUGAUACUCACCAAACUGCGCUUCGAGGUCUUCCAGCCCGGUGACUACAUCAUACGGGAGGGAACGCUCGGUCGGAAAAUGUACUUUAUCCAGCACGGCACCGUCGUGGUCACCCCGCGAGGCAGCAAGGAUGUCAGACUUAGCGACGGGGCCUAUUUUGGGGAGAUCUGCCUGCUGACACAAGGUCGACGCACAGCAAGCGUGUUGGCCGAGACGUAUUGUCGUCUUUAUUCGCUUAGUGUUGACAGCUUUAACGAAGUGCUGGAAGAGCACCCGCUCAUGAGGAGGGCCUUUGAGUGCGUGGCCGUGGACCGACUGGGUCGGGUCGCCAGAAGGCCCAGCCAUCAGCCUACCUCAACUAAUGAACCGGUCUCUUCCCUCUGAAAGUACAGGACAAAAAAAAGAAACAAACUCAUGAGCAGUGAAGUAAAAAUACUUCAUUACUGUACUACUUACUAUAUGAUCCAUUUAAUUUUCUGUUAAUCACUUUUCUUGUAUUAUUCCAAAAAUCCUUCCUAAGAUCUGCUUUUGUGUAAAUAAAGUCCAGUAUUUAUGAAAUUGUGGGCAUAUUCAAGUCCAUGGUGUAAAUAAACUAUAUCCUCUGUAAAUCCAUACGUAGAUAUUUUUUCCUUGUGAAUACUGCUUUCGAAGAAUGAAUCUGUCAAUCAUGAAGGAUGUUGACAGCAGCUGGAUGGUAAGAAAUCCUCACUUUUGUAAUCUCUCAUGUAUGAAGAUGGAAGGGUUUAAUGCGUAAUGUUCACUAAGGAUAAGCUGCAGCAAUGUCAUGCCUCCAAAUGUACACGUCUUACACAUUGCAGUAUAUACAGUAUUUAAGGUUGGGUCAGCAAAUGGGAAGUUAAAAAGUUAUAGCAUAGU
Messenger RNA from Corythoichthys intestinalis (scribbled pipefish), 2475 nucleotides. RefSeq names its product potassium/sodium hyperpolarization-activated cyclic nucleotide-gated channel 2-like. Gene Ontology annotation, cellular component: HCN channel complex; axon; dendrite. Lineage: Eukaryota; Metazoa; Chordata; Actinopteri; Syngnathiformes; Syngnathidae. Gene Ontology annotation, biological process: potassium ion transmembrane transport; regulation of membrane depolarization; sodium ion transmembrane transport. Bases 106 to 1983 code for a protein of 625 amino acids. Gene Ontology annotation, molecular function: voltage-gated potassium channel activity. The transcript is spliced from 7 exons. The record is from RefSeq and is a predicted model, not a curated record.